CCCAUCUCACUCUCUCUCCCUCCCCAAACUCAUACAACCCUUAUUUCUUCAAUUUUAUCAGAUCUUUCUCAAAUUUAUCGAUUCCUUCGACUGAUUCCAAUCAUGGCGAAGUCCAGUUCAGAAAUCUUCGAGAACAGCAGAUUUUUCGGCAGCAUCGCCUCUUCAGUUCCGUUCAAGAGCUUACUCACAAAAUCAAAGCAGAAGCCGUCUUUGAAUCGACGCUCCAAAUUCCGAUCCAACUCUGAAAACAUAUCUCCGAUGGACCUCAACAUCCGCGAUCCGCCACUUUCCGCCUCUGUUUCGUUCCCCAAAAAAUCGCCUUCAAAAGUCAAAAUCAAUCCGCGCAAGGAAGAACUCCCCAUAUCGACACUCGACCAAAAAGAACCCAAAGCUUCUGAUCCUUCAGUCAAGGUUGCAGUGAGAAUUAUGCCUGCUGUUGGAGAUGCAAUGUUGAGAAAAGUUUCGGAUUCAUUACAUGUUGAUGAAAGGAAAUUUACAUUUGAUGCGGUGUUUGAAUCAAAUGCAACUCAGGAGGACGUAUACCAAUCAGUAGGCUCUCCUUUGGUUAAGGAUGCAUUAUGCGGUUAUAAUGCAUCAAUAAUCGCUUAUGGACAGACUGGGAGUGGGAAGACAUACACAAUGUGGGGACCUCAAAGUGCGAUGGUAGAUGACCCAUCCGUGAGUGGUCUUCAGGGUGUCGCCCCUCGCAUUUUCCAGGAUCUUUUCUCCAAGAUUCAAAAGGAACAAGGGAGUGUUGAUGGCAAACAGAUAAAUUAUCAGUGCCGGUGCUCAUUCCUUGAGGUGUAUGAUAACAAGAUUGGUGAUCUGCUUGAUCCAACACAGCGGGAUUUGGAGAUAAAGGAUGAUGUAAAAAAUGGAUUUUAUGUAGAGAAUUUGACUGAAGAGUAUGUUAGCUGCUACGAAGAUAUCACUCAGAUUCUGAUUAAGGGCCUAUCGAAUAGAAAGAUAGGAGCAACCAAAAUCAACUCCAAGAGUUCAAGAUCCCACAUUAUGUUCACAUUCAUAAUUGAAUCAUGGUGCAAGGAUUCCUCAUCCAAGUGCUUUGGUAGUUCAAAAACUAGUAGAAUCUGUCUGGUCGACCUUGCUGGAUUUGAGAGAAAUGUUGCUGAAAACGCUGGUAGGCAGCAUGUGAAAGAAGGAAAAUACAUAAAGAAAUCUAUGUCGCAGCUUGGGCGCCUUGUCAACAUAGUUGCAGGAAGGCUACCUGACAAAUUGGAUGAAGUUCCAUAUAGAAGUUCUCGUCUGACUCAUCUUCUGAGAGAAUCAUUUGGUGGCAAUGCCAAACUUUCUAUGAUAUGCACCAUUAGACCAGAUUACAAGAGUAGUAGUGAAAGUAUUCGCACUCUUAGAUUUGGACUGCGGGCAAGGCUCAUGAAGAAUGAACCUAUAGUGAAUGAAAUAACUGAAGAUGACGUGGAUGACCUGAGCGAUCAGAUUCGUCAGUUGAAGGAAGAGCUUAUGAGAGCCAAGUCCAGUUCAUCUGAAUCAUUUGAGAGCAGUUCUGGUUACUUUAGUGGAGGAAAUGCACGUCAAGGCUUAAAUCUUUUGAGACAAAGCCUGAAUCGUUCACUGAUCUUGCCCUGCAUAGAGAAUGAUUCCGAAGAGAAUUUAUGUAUCAAUGAGGAAGAUGUGAAAGAAUUAAAGCUUCACAUUGACAAAUUGCGUAGCUCUGAGAAUGGAGAGAGUGUCCUGUACUCCGCGGAAGGAUGUGAGACCGAAUUCACAUGCGAACAUUAUCUAAGCUGUUCGGAGGACAGUGAAGAUGAAGAAAUUAAUUCUAGUGAAAAUCAAACAGAAGUUGUAUGCCCAAACAGCUCUGAAUUAGUGGAGGAUGAUAGCAUUACUAAAGAUUAUGCUGCUAUUGAUCUUCCUCCACUAAUGAAUAACUUGUCAAUCAGCAGUAGUCAUCAGUUGCUCCAAGAUCCUGUUUUGUCCGAGUCACCUAAGAUCAGAAAUUCUCAACGGAAAAGCCUGAUCUUCACAUCAAAACACCUUGAAGACGUGGGACAAAAUCUGGAUGUAAUGAGGCAGUCACAGCAAGGAGAUAACGUUGGAUCCUCCUUAAGAUCUAGCAGAAUCUUUGCAGGCCCUACGGAGUCUCUGGCAGCUAGCCUCCACAGGGGAUUGCAGAUCAUAGACUCUCAUCAGAGGAACUGUGCUCCAGCUAGAUCAUCUGUCUCGUUCUCAUUUGAGCAUUUAGCUAAUGUUUCUGCUGCUCAAGCCUCCCCCGAAAAGCACCCUACAGAUGAGUCAUCUGCUACUUUUGUUUGCAUUAAAUGUCAAGGCGAAAGUGAGGGAAAUGGAACUAGAGAUAGCGUAAAAACAUGCCUGGUGAGGGUGGAUGAGUCAGCAAGUUCAACUGGACUGGCAUCCUGCUUUGCAAAGGAUAUGGAGAAGGAAUUAACUGAAAAGGACCUCAGUGCUAUUUGCAAGGAUCAAGCAGCUCAGAUUGAGCUUCUACACAAGAAGUUGGAGCAAUGCAAGUGCACUAGCGAUCAGUCUGCUAUCAGCAUAUUCAGUAGCUCAACGAAUUUUACCGACUUGAAGAACCAUCUCCAACCAAUCAGUGAGGAAGAAGCUGAUAAAUUCGAGCAUGGAAACCCUGCAAAUAAGCUCCUAACAUGGAAUAGUGAAGAAAAUGAAGAACCAGAACUCAUAAAGGAGAAAUGCGAAAUCAAAGAAGUGCAAGAAAACUACAGUCUUGGCACGAAACAAUCGUUCACUUCUGAAGAGAGGGAAGCACUUCUAAGUGAGAUCGAAGUUCUCAAAAACAAACUGCAGCUCUACACUGAUUCACCAACACGACGAUCAUCUGACAUACUCAGAUCAUCGCUUUUGUCAAAGUCCUACCAUCUUAGAAAAAGCUCCGCAUUUGCUAACAGUGGAGAGGAGCUGGAGAAAGAAAGACAAAGGUGGAUGGAAAUGGAAAGUGAUUGGAUUUCACUAACAGAUGAACUGAGGAUCGAAAUUGAGUCCAACCGGCACCGAGCAGAAGAGGCGGAGAUGGAACUAAUGUCAGAAAAGAAGUGCAUGGAAGAGUUGGACGAUGCCCUCAAAAGAUCUGUCAUCAAUCAUGCCAGAAUGAUCGAGCAUUAUGCCGACCUGCAAGAAAAGUACAACGACGUUGCAGAGAAGCAUAGGGCAGUAAUGGAAGGGAUAGAGGAGGUGAAAAAGGCCGCCACUAAAGCAGGUGGCAAGGGUCGUCAUGGCGCUCGUUUCGCAAAGGCCCUCUCAGCAGAGCUCUCUGCUCUGAGGGUGGAGAGGGAGAGAGAAAGGGAGUUGCUGAGGAAGGAGAACCGAAGCCUGAAGAUUCAACUCAAAGACACUGCAGAAGCGGUGCAUGCUGCAGGGGAACUACUUGUUAGGUUGAGAGAAGCAGAAGCAGCAGCUUCUGAAGCAGAGGAGAAGAACUUGACAAUGGAAGAAGAGAAUGAGAAGCUGCGGAAACAGAUGGAGAAGGUGAAGAGAAAGCACAAGAUGGAGAUGAUAACAAUGCAACAGUAUCUAGCAGAAAGCAGACUACCAGAGGCAGCUUUGAGGGGCCCCAUAUAUAGACAAGAUUCAGAUGAGGUAGCUCCAACUCCUUGUUAUGAUACAAUGGCAGGUGAUGAUGAUCAGGCUUGGAGGGCUGAGUUUGGGCCAAUUUAUCAGCAACCCUUUUAAACGAUGUUGAUUACAUAAACCCACAUUUUUUUUCCUAUUUAUUUCUAUAGCAGUCAGUGUUUGAGUGUGGUUCUUGGCCACAUGAUUCAUACUUAUUUGAACGAUGUUGGUUACAUAUGCUUGAAAAUAUAUAUGUUUUUAAGUAAUU
This is a messenger RNA of Salvia hispanica, 3832 nucleotides long. Its product is annotated as kinesin-like protein KIN-12F. Gene Ontology annotation, biological process: microtubule-based movement. Lineage: Eukaryota; Viridiplantae; Streptophyta; Magnoliopsida; Lamiales; Lamiaceae. Gene Ontology annotation, molecular function: microtubule binding; ATP binding; microtubule motor activity. The record is from RefSeq and is a predicted model, not a curated record.